Molecule: messenger RNA, 1567 nt
Organism: Limulus polyphemus (Atlantic horseshoe crab)
Lineage: Eukaryota; Metazoa; Arthropoda; Merostomata; Xiphosura; Limulidae
Product: F-box only protein 4-like
Exons: 6
Coding region: 209-1357 (382 amino acids)
Molecular function (GO): protein binding
Source: RefSeq, a predicted model, not a curated record
AAGGGCCUUGUUUGUCUGCCCAUUCGGAUACCAUGUAAGUGACGUGUAUAAAGUUCCAACUAUUGCGAAAUUGUAUAUACGCGUCAGCAUUGAGCUUGUCAAAAUUGUAAACGUUUCCUUUUGAAACAUCUAUAUAUAUCUGUUUUUCAGAGUUUAUUUAAUACUACUGAUAGUACCAGGCAUCUUUUAGUUUUAAACCUUCAACAGUAUGGAAACGCCGAGUUUUCAAAAUCUGCCUGACUCUCUACUUCUCCAUAUAUUCUCCUUUUUAUCUGUAAGAGAACUUUACACCAUAUUACGUGUUUGUUGGCGGUGGUAUUCGGUUAUCAAUGAUGAACUGUACUGGAAAAAGCUGCUUUUAAAAGAAUGUCACAUACUCAGCAUCACCCAUCUUUCACAGACACCAGAGUUGAUACUGGACGAGUUAAAUUUUGCUGAAAUCCAGACAGAAUUGAAAUGUGUUAUUCAUGACCCAGUCUUUCAUUACAGUCGCAUUUUAUUUGAUGUAUGUAGUCCGAUGAUAAAUAAAGAACGGCGAAGAAUGAAAACUGAAAUGAGAGACUUGAAGCCCAAGCAGUCCUGGUUUCAAUCAUUAACACUCUUCUCUAGAUUAACUCCUUCAUUUUUCCCAUCUAAAACCUACGAAGCAGAAGCAAAGAUUGAAAAACCACCCACAGUCGUUAUGUUAGGACCUGGUUUGAAUUCUAAGCAAACAAAAUGUAUUGCCAGUAAAAUACUGGCUGGUAGGAACAACAUUUUUGAAGCUAUCUCAAUGUGUUCUGGUACUAAGCCAGGUUUAGGUUCAGGGUUACUAAUGAAAUGUCAAGGAAAGCGGCUUAACUUUGUUACCCUCUAUUCCAACACUUAUUCCAUACGAGAGAGACACCAGGGAAAUUCUCUGGAGCAGAACAAACUUUUUCAGAAAGAUAGCACCAAUGGUCAAUGGACCUUAGUACCUUCUUUAAAAGAAACAAUGGAAGAUAUUAACGCAAUCAUCUACGUUAUUGAUGCAAGACAGUGCGUUUGCCAGAUAGAAGACCCUUUUGUUGACCUGCAUGUACUUCUCCAUGAUUUGAACAAGACGCUGAUAUCUCAAGAAAGUGUGUGUGACCAAGCAUUAGACUCGGAAUGUUCGGGCCUAGUCAACUUUCAUCAAAGACUACCUCCACUGUUAGUUUUAGCAUGCGUUCCAGAUACUACCCAUCCAUGGAUGAGUUGGGAAGAUUUGUUGUCAAAGUUAAAUCUCUGUAGAUACAAAAAUCCUUGGCAUAUUUCUCAUACCGAUGUUUCAACCCUAAAGGACAUUACGAUAGGUCUCGACUGGAUGCUCGCCCACGUUUGUAAAGUAUCUACAUAAUAAUUCUUUAAUCCUGGAUAUAAAAGGAAGUGUCAUAUAAAUAAGAAACAAAAACCUUGUUCAAUCACACCAUGUUGGUGUACUUUUAUACGUCAGUAAAUUUAAUGUAUUGAAAACUAGUCUGAUAAUUGUAUGUCACAUAACUCUUGAUUUGUAUAUAGGUUUAGUCAUCAGAAAUCUAUUUAAUAAAAAAAGGAUAAUUACACAUUA